UUUUUAAUUCUCUGUUUUAGAAGUUUUUAAUAAGUUUUAAAAUGUCCGGUUAUGAAAUUGAGUCCUUGCUGAGAAAACCCAGUUUCAGGGAUACCAGGUCUCCAAGUAAAUGCUAUGAAGAUUCCAUUAUAAUGGAGAAAAAAAUUCGAGAAAUUGGGCUUUUUUCAGAGAAUGUUGGAUUUACCUUUAUGAGCCUGCUAAGUGAUGAACAAGAAAUGAAGAAUAUCAUCAAAGUUGGUUUUAAAGAAGUAGAACGAGAAAUGCAAGAACUUGAUGAGGCAUUGAAGGAGGAAACUAAAAUACGAGCACAGGAUGACAAAGAUAUUAAGUCCCUGCUGGAGUCCCAGGUAGGGUGGAUAAAGGACGCGCAGGACCAGCUGGAGAAAAGACUAGAAUCUAGAGUGCAAGAUCUAGAAGCGAAAUGUACUGCUAAAAUGGAUGAUGUUGGAGGAAAAAUAGAAAAGAUGGUCGAACGAAUUCUUCAAGAACGAAUGAAAGAAAUGAAGACAAAAUUUGAUGGGCUGGAGGAAAAAAUUAUGGAAAACAUGAUAGGAACUGACCGUAGAAUGGUAAACCUAGAGAGGAAAACUCAAGAAGAAACUAGAAACGCACUUAAAGCUGUGGAACAAAAUAACAAAGUUGCCCUGGAGACCUUGGCUCAGAGAAGUGAGGAUGAUUUAGCCCUGAUAAAGCAAGCAGCAGAAAAUAAGGAAUCAGAAUUCGAUGCCUUGAAAGCUUCAAUUCUAGAAACGCAGGAAAAUGAGACCAAAAGGCUAAAAGAAGAAGGAGAUAAAAUAAUGAAAACAAUUUCAAAGGGUCAGGAGGACAUGAAAACGUUUCAAACACAAGUUGAUAACAAAAUUAAUGUAUUGUCUAAUGAACUUGGUGAUAUUAAGAAUCAUAUUGAAGAUAAAACUGGGGAAAUUGAUGCUAGCAUUGAAGCAAUGCAUGUCAGCUUUAAAGAUAGAUUUGAAGCGGAAAGAACUGAGACUGCCAGGGAAACUGAAGCUAUGAAAAAGCAGUUCAAAGAUGAUUUGGAGGAGGAGAAAAGAGCAAGAGAGCAAGGUUUUAAACAAGAAGGGAAGUCAAGACAAGACUUGAGUUUAAGAAUAGAUGGACUAGGAGAACAGCUGGAGGAGAAAAUAAAUAAAGUAAAACAGGAAGAAAAGGAAUCAAGGGAUCAACUAGCAUUGGAUGUAAACACUUUAAAAGAGGAAACUAAGGCGAAUUUAAGGGAAAUCGACGAGGGAUUGAAUGUUCGAGCUGACGAGCUGAAGAAUGAUUUUGAAAGAAAAAAACAGGAAAUAAUCUCAACACAACACCAAGUAGAACAUGAGAUAAACAAAAACAUGGAGAAAAUAAAAACUGAUUUAGACAUGGAGAUGGAAUUACAAAAAGAGGAAAACAAAGAAAACUUAAACAAAUCAAGUCAGAGGGUUGAUGAGCUGGAAGAAAAUAUAUCUUCACAAAUUAGUUCAAAAUUGCUCAAUCAACAACAGCUCAUCGAAAAACUAGAAAACAAAUUAGAAGCGGCAACCAACUGUAAUCAAGUCCUGAGAGAAAAGGAGGAAAAUAUGGAAUUAGCUUUAGCGGAUAUAAGGCAGGAGCAAAGCUUACCUCUUUCUGUUGCUUUCAAUGCAGUAAGGGAUGUUGAUUAUAUUCUGGGUGGAGAGGAGUACCUUACCUUCUCCCACUGUACAGUCAACUCAGGAGCAGCUAUGGACCCAAAAUCUGGAGUUUUUACUGUACCAUAUUCAGGAAUAUACUUCUUAUCUCUAAGAGAAAUAGGAAGUUUGUAUGACCAAAAUCAUCUGGAUAAUCAUAAGAGUUCAAUGUGUUCUCAGAUUGUGUUGGUUAGUGCUAUAGCUGGAGAUCUGAUUCAGGUUUAUAUGUACACUGGUAGCGGGAUCACAGAUAAGGCGUUCAAUCUAUUCCAAUAUGAUGCAACCUCACAUACAGGAUGUAGAAUAUGGCGGAACUGAAUCAAAUAACAGUGAAAUAGACUCAGAAGAUCAAUAUUUAUUGAAGAAAGUUGGAUUGUUUAAAAAACUUUUGAUAAAACUUGAGAAGGUUGUGA
Eurytemora carolleeae is the source of this 2077-nucleotide messenger RNA. RefSeq lists its product as uncharacterized. Gene Ontology annotation, molecular function: protein binding. The record is from RefSeq and is a predicted model, not a curated record. The transcript is spliced from 22 exons. NCBI's taxonomy places the organism in Eukaryota, Metazoa, Arthropoda, Copepoda, Calanoida, Temoridae. The coding region runs from base 42 to 1982 and encodes 646 amino acids.